Messenger RNA from Didymodactylos carnosus, 1206 nucleotides. The record is from the annotation of a GenBank genome assembly. Lineage: Eukaryota; Metazoa; Rotifera; Eurotatoria; Philodinida; Philodinidae.
AUGUUGUCCAUACUUGGUCGUCUUAGUUGUCCACUGGUUCGCUUGACGAGGGUAACCGUUUAUCGUCAUUAUCGAGCAGCUGUUGCAGAUCACAUUGUGCCAAAAGAGGGUUACAAUUCAGAUUUGAGUUUGGAUUUGAACGAUGUAUCACCUAAAUCGAUAACAAAUAAUCUACUAUCAAUGUCCAAUAGACAAGCAAAUCGCUUAUUUUUUGAUCAUGAAGUACGGUUCGGUGUAAUUGAGAAAUUUAAACAGUUAAUUCAAGCAUCCACGAAUAAUUUAGAUGCCAAAAGACAAUUGCAUGAAAUAUUAUCAAUGAUUUAUCAUCAAAAAUUUCGAAUACCAACAAUUGAAAAAAUUCAUGCAGGUGCUGAUUAUCUUUUGAAUGAUAUUAAUUACAUGUUAGAACAAUAUUUAUUAGAUUACGUUGAUAAUUUAGUUGGUCCUCAAAUGGCUAAACUUGAUAUACCAAAAACAGGCAAAGCCUAUGUUAAAUGGAUAAUGAAUAUCAUACAAAAUCAUGCGGCCGUCAAACAUCCGUAUUAUAAUGAGUUUAUGGCAACAACAGCGGAUAAAAACGAUCUUAAAUAUUGGCUAGCGCAGGAAAGUACAUUAGAUCAGAAGUUUGACGACAUUUUGGCAUUGAUGCAAGUGGGAUCAUCAGGCAUUGUCAAAUUGGAAAUAGCCAAAAACUAUUGGGACGAAAUGGGUAAUGGCGAACAAGGAAAAACUCAUACAUAUCUGUUUGAACUGUUGAUGAAUGAAUUAAACAUCACAACUGAUUAUAUACAAAACAAUUUAUUAUUAACAUCAUUAAUCACUGGUAACAUAUCAUCGUGUUACGUUUUGAAUAAAAGUUUAUUUUAUCAAUCCAUUGGUUAUUUUGGUGUUACAGAAUAUUUGGCACCCAUACGUUUCAAAAAAGUUGUGAAAGCAUUAGAACGAAACGAAAUAUCAGAAGCCGGUAAGCAAUAUCAUAAGUUGCAUAUUUGGAUUGAUAAAAUACACGGUGCUGCAUGGUUCAAUAAUGUCGUGAGAUCAAUGAUUGAUAAACAACCAGAAUGUGGUAUAGAAAUUGCUAGAGGUGCAUUAGCUCGUCUAGAAACAUCAUUAGAACAUUUAGAGUCAUUUGCGCCACCAUCAAGAGAAGCGUCAGCAACAAUUCCUCCACAGCAGCAGUCAGCGGUGGGAAAUCAUUCACUUUAG